Molecule: messenger RNA, 872 nt
Organism: Nymphalis io (European peacock)
Lineage: Eukaryota; Metazoa; Arthropoda; Insecta; Lepidoptera; Nymphalidae
Exons: 3
Coding region: 142-792 (216 amino acids)
Source: RefSeq, a predicted model, not a curated record
UUGUCACUGUCAGUUUAUUUUUAUGUUAAAGUUGAGGUUAUUUUAGAAAUAAAUUACAAUUAACGAUUAUAUAAAUUAAAGUAUAAUAAGUUAAUAAAAUAAUGUCCUCUUUUUAAAUAUUAAUUUGCAAAGAAGCGAAACAUGAUGAACUCGCUUCAGAACACCGUAAAAUAUUUACGGUUGAUAAACUUAAAGACAGCUCUAAACACAUUGAAAGAAUGCAGACCUGCACCAACAGCGGUUACAACAAAAUUGGAUUUAAUCUCCAAAGCGAAAACUAUUAACUUCAGUCCACAUAGCAUCAUUUUCGAUAUUAAGGACAAACCAACACAGUAUAAAAAGCAGCAAGAUCCCUUAUCCUACAUACCAAUAGUAAACCCCCGGUCUAUCCUACCCAUAAUUGACACAAACUGGAGAAAAGAUGAAAUUGAAUUGCCAGCUAUCCAUCAAGAAGAGAAGCUAGCUGUACGUUUGAUUGUCAUUCGGAGGAAAAAGAUGAAGAAGCACCAGAGAAGGAAGCUUUGGAAGAGGAUGAGGCAUCGCUGGGCAAGGGUAAAAAAGAAUCGUCGUAUCAAGAAGGAGAAGAUCUUUCAAAAUGAACUCUUGGCUAUGAUAAAGCAAGCAAAUGCAUUCUCUGCUGAGCAGUAUUUAGCCAGUAAGUUGGAGAAAGCCAACCACACCCCGUUGCCAACUCGCUGGCGACACAAACGUCUCCCUAAUUUCAUCAUCAGGCAACUUCUGGGGAUUGAUAAGAAAAUUAAUUACAAACAUAGUGAUGUGUAUAAAGCUUGAAUUUGCUUUUAAUGCAUUUUAUUAGAAUAUUUGUAAGGAAUUUUAAUGUAGAUAAAUAAAUUUUGGUUUUUUAAAGCUGA